Molecule: messenger RNA, 790 nt
Organism: Aspergillus versicolor CBS 583.65
Lineage: Eukaryota; Fungi; Ascomycota; Eurotiomycetes; Eurotiales; Aspergillaceae
Product: GFA family protein
Exons: 4
Coding region: 164-577 (137 amino acids)
Molecular function (GO): carbon-sulfur lyase activity
Source: RefSeq, a predicted model, not a curated record
UUAUCAACCAUGGUACCCAAUUUAUUCUCAAUGGCCCAACGGUUCCCAUCGCAUCCUGAAUAAACUCUAUUUACUAUUCUCAUGUUUAGCUUUCUUAUCGAAAUAUCACCAGAAGAUUUGUCCAGCACAAGUCUACGCAUGACACAUUGAGGAUCCGCGCACAAUGACUUUAUCUGACACUACCUCCAAAGAAACGUCCUUCGAGGGGAGUUGCCACUGCAGAGAAGUACGUUUCUCUGCGAAGCUUCCAUCGCCGCUAUCGCAAGUGAAAGUGGCUUCUUGCAACUGUAGCUACUGUCAUAUUGCAGGUAGUCUGCUUGCGUUCGUGGAUGAUAUGGAAGUUCAAGGGAUAGAGUCGCUCAAGGAAUAUCGGUUUGCGUCACACACUAUCCGGAUCUUUUUCUGCGGAACCUGCGGCGCCAAUGUUUAUAACGAGUCGAUCAAUCCGAAGUUCAGAUAUGGCAAGCGCGCUCUUAAUAUGCGCCUGGUACAUGGUGUUGAUUUAGAGACCAUUGAUGUAGCCAAGGUGGAUCGUAAAAAUAUUCAACUACCACCUCUAGACCAAGAUCCUCUUUGACCCUUUCGGUCUGUCGGGCAUUCUCAAGCCCAUGAUAGUCUAUCUCAAGUGAAUUCCAAUCGAUUGAAGCAAGUGUCAUUAUCUGCAGGUUCUAGAAAUCGCCAAAAUAUAUGGUAGCAAUGUUGAUACAUAUUUAUAAACCGUACCAGGGGCUCCCAGGUGCUGUUAUUACAUCACAAAUAAUCUCUCCUGGGGAAGAAAGCUCGUCCACCG